AUGGAGGUCCUUGCUGGCCCAGACAAGGAGAUCAUCACGAUACGAUAUGCAUCCUCGGACGCGAAAAACAUGUCGACCGAGCAUACAACCCUCGAGGUCUCUCCACAAUCCGAUCUGCCUCCUUUCUGCUACGACGGCAGCCAUCUUCCCUGGAAGGCCUUCCGCCAACAUGUGCUCGGCGCACAUCGCAUCAGAAUCCUAGAUUCUCCUCCCAGAGAGAAGAUCCCCCAGACUCUUGUGGCCAUGAUCGAAGCAGACAUGCCCAACGCCACCAGAUACGGCGACCUGGAGCGUGCCUUUCGAGAACAAGUCGGGAUGGGCCGCGGAUUUGGCCCGUCUCCAAUCUUCCCACCCAAUAUCCUGCCACCCAUCGACGACGAGCCCCGACUCGCCCGCUGCAUGAUCCCCUGCUUCAGCCGCGAUGCGCUCCCCGAACGCGCGCUCAACCGAAUGGGGCCCUUUUACGAGCUGCAAGUGCCGCGGUCCGGCCUAGGAUGUGGCUUCUCCUCUUCCUCCUUGAGCGCUGAAGAGAUCAGUGUGCUUCCUCCGUGGCUCGUGACCACGGGGACCAUAGUGCACUUCGACACAGGCUACAUCUCCCCCGGCGCCGCGCUGUACUGCCCCUUCCUGAUCUUCGAACGGGCAUUCGGCGAGAAGGAACAACAACAGCGCCUCGAGGCGGCGAAGAACCAAAGCGCCGUGGGCGGGGCCUGUUGCGUGAGAGCUCUUCAGAUGCUGUAUGCCAGAGCGUGGAAGGGCCAGAGGAUGCCUGCGCUACCUGUGGCGUUUUCGUGUGUCAUCGACAACACCUUCGCCGUCUUGAACAUUCAUUGGAUCGACCACGGACAGGCAUAUUGUAUGUCUCCGCUGUGCAAAUUCGACUUGAGCAGGGAAGAGCAUUUCAAGUCUUUCCUCGUCUGGGUCGACGCCGUGGGCAAAUGGGCUUUGGCGCAUCUUCUGCCCGUGGUCAAAACUGCUCUCGGUCGUCUACGUUCAACGGGGGACACGCCGCCUCCUACACCGCGUGCUGGCAAAUUGACUCUCGAUACGGGCGGUAAUGGCUGUGCUAUUACUAAUGCUGCCACUGCAGCUACUGUUACUAGCAACGACGUGCUGAUCAGAUCGCUGAAGACCACAUUCGACCAUAUUCCGUGGAGGUUUGAAGAUGACGAGUUCACCCCGGUGAGCAGCAGUACCGCCAGCUGGGGCAGUCCGAUGAUCACGGAUGUGGGAUUUGCGAACAUGGGUUAUCCGCUUAUUCCACGCACGCCGACGCUGUCGGAAAGGACUCCUACUUCGGCGUCGAGUCUGAAUUCCUCCUCUUUCUCGGCGCUGCAGCAGAGGAGACAAUAUCCCAGCCUUGCGAAACGGUUGGGUCAAAGUCAAAGUCAAUGUCAAGACCAAGGCAGCCCUCCGCCAGCUUACACUCAGAACCCGGAACUCGUGUGGCAGAAACGCUUUUCCCACGCCAUGGACGAGGUGCGCGACUUGCAGCGCCAAUUGACCGCCCUGAAGAACGACGCUCUGGACGAGAUGCGAGAUCUCCAACGCCAAUUGCAACUCCUCGAGAUGGACGUCCAUGGAUCGACUGUGUCCGUCCACAGCGAGUUGUCUGGGAUCAAGACGACCAUCAACUCGCUGUUGAGGAAGGAGACGUUCAGCCUCCGAAACAAGUCGUUGACUAUCGGGAUCCAAGAGUCUUGGUCGAUGCAGAACAGCAACAGCAUUCCAAAGAGUCCACUGGUCAAUGAAGUCCGGCCGCUGAAGAAGGCCCCAACGAUCUCAACGGAGAAGGUUCUCCCUACAUAUACGAAUGAGAAAAGUGCACCUGUCUCUACGCCAUCAUCGCCAAAGUUCCUAUCGCCAGGCCUACCUUCUCCAGGUCUACCAUCACCAGGCAUGCCCUCUCCAACCUUUUCAAUCCAAAGCGAGAUGAACAUCGACUACACCGUCUUCAUCCCGCCUGCGCCUCCGAAAUCCGCCUCACUGUGGCGGUUUGCCAGCAUGAUGGUCUCAGGGCAUGUAGUGGGCAUGUUCAUCCCUAACAUGCUCCUACGAGUCUUCGUCUUGGGCUGCGUGACUGAUGUGUGUAUGCUGGCAUUCGUCAGUCCGCAUUACCCCAGCUCGGCUGAGUAUUUCUUGUCAUUGUGGCGGACUCGAUGA
Messenger RNA from Capronia coronata CBS 617.96, 2163 nucleotides. RefSeq lists its product as uncharacterized. The record is from RefSeq and is a predicted model, not a curated record. The transcript has a single exon. Bases 1 to 2163 code for a protein of 720 amino acids. Lineage: Eukaryota; Fungi; Ascomycota; Eurotiomycetes; Chaetothyriales; Herpotrichiellaceae.